Messenger RNA from Dimorphilus gyrociliatus, 1905 nucleotides. The record is from the annotation of a GenBank genome assembly. NCBI's taxonomy places the organism in Eukaryota, Metazoa, Annelida, Polychaeta, Dinophilidae.
ACCUUGGAAUUUUUCGCUAUGUGAUUGACAUCUGAUUUUUCUUUCGAUUUUUGUUUUGAUUGUAGUGAAAUAUGACGUUUGAUUGAUAUAGAUAAAUAGAUUAUUUUUUUGAUUAUAUUAUAAAUAGCUUAGAAAAAUGGUUUUUCAAUUAUGUACUCUAUUGAAUUCGAUACAAUCUAAAAAGAAAAAGAGCGAUAAAUGAUGAGUGAAGAAAAAAACUAUUUCUCACCAACGGAAAUUAUGCCAAUCAAGUCACCUAAGGCAUUAUUUGAAUGGAAUGAGGAAGAUUCUCAGCACAAUUGUGCGCUAAAAAAACUAAAAACUUCCAAACAGGAGUUGAUUUCAAUAGUUUGUCAUGAUUACAAAGGCGGCUACUUGGAGGAUAAAUAUUCUCACGGGACAAAUGAAUUUAACGAAUGGCCACCCUACUCGUUAAAUAGCUGGUGUCUCAUUGACAUAUUUAUUUAUUUUAGCCAUAAUUUGGUAACUAUACCACCUCCAGGAUGGAUAAAUGCCGCCCACAAAAAUCAAACACUGAUUCUAGGAACUUUUAUUGUUGAAUGGGAAGAUGGGAGAAAAAUGCUAGAUGAAAUAUUAAAAGAUGACAUAAAUAUAGAAAAAAGUGUCGAUAUGCUUGUUAAGCUAUGCAAUUAUUAUGGAUUUGAUGGAUGGCUAAUUAAUAUCGAGUCUAAAGUUCAAGAAGAUACUGUAGUUAAGCUACAAACUUUCCUAAAAAUGCUAACUCAGAAGAUGCAUAUUUCAAAGACAUUUUCAAAGAUUAUUUGGUACGAUAGUAUUAUAUCAAAUGGCAAUUUAGAAUGGCAGAAUGAACUAAAUGAUCUCAACAAUUGUUUCUUAAAAUACUCUGAUGCGAUAUUCUUAAAUUACACAUGGACGGAAGCGAAUCUCAAUAAUUCAAUGAAGGACAACAAGAAAGUCUUUGUAGGUAUAGACGUAUUUGGUAGAGGAUGCAAUAGUUGUCAUGGUGAAGGAGGAUUCAAUACAAUUCAGGCAGUAAAACAAGCGAGAAGUAGAAAUUUAGGAUGUGCCAUAUUUGCUCCUGGUUGGACUUUGGAAACUCUGGGAGGCGAGAAGUUUGAUUAUAAUAAUGACCGGUUCUGGUCUUUAUUAGAAAAUGAUUUAAAUAAAAAUAUAGAAGUUGAAAUUCCUUUCUAUACAAAUUUUUGCAAAGGUUAUGGUAAAAAAUGGUAUGUAAACGGUAAGCUAGAACAGGAAAAGAAAUUUUUUAAUUUAUCUCUACAAUCGCCCCAACCAUAUGAAUAUACCAAUUUAACGGAUGGGACAAUUUUCUGCGGCAGUAAUUCAUUCAGAGUUACCAACUGCCACGAUCUGUUUGAUAUUAAUACAGAAUUAACAUCUGCACAAGUAUUCGUUUUGGAGUUUGCUUUUGUCGAGCAAAUAGAAUUAAAAUUGUACGAAAAAGACAAUAGAACAAGAGAAAUCGAAACUUUUAAGAAAUCUUCUUCCGAAGAGGAGUGUCAAUAUGACAGACGUUGGAAAAUAAAGAGAAUUGAAUUUCAAACAAAAUCUAAUCAUCAAAAAUUAAUAUUGGUAUGCAGUGGCAGUGGUUUCCUUGGAUAUAUUCAUUUCUAUGAAAAAUCUAAACAUAUCAAAAAUACAAUAGAAGUUAUAGAAAGAUGUAAAAAUUGGACAUCAUUUGGAGGGCAUUAUAUUUUCAAUGGAAAUUUUAAUUGUACAACUCUAAAUGAUCUUAGUCAUUUUAAUAUUUAUAUCAGAAAUGAUAAAGAAUCCGAAUGGAAAUAUAAUACUUCAUUUUAUGGAAGUUCAUUUGAAAUAACCCAAUUAAAAUUGGACAAAAAGCAAUUUUAUCUUAAAAUUUCUAGUAUACCUGGAAAUUAUUCUACUGAAAUUUACAUUGAAUGA